This is a messenger RNA of Centruroides sculpturatus (bark scorpion), 566 nucleotides long. Its product is annotated as small integral membrane protein 14-like. The transcript has 2 exons. The coding region runs from base 292 to 534 and encodes 80 amino acids. Gene Ontology annotation, cellular component: endoplasmic reticulum. NCBI's taxonomy places the organism in Eukaryota, Metazoa, Arthropoda, Arachnida, Scorpiones, Buthidae. The record is from RefSeq and is a predicted model, not a curated record.
UGAAUAAUAUAAAAUUUCAAUAAUUUUAAUAUUUUUCAUUGUGAAUUAAUUUGUGACUAUUUUUAUAUUUCUUUAUAUUAAGAACUGCUAUAAUCUAAUUGAUUUGGAUACUUUUUUUAUAUGCAACUAUACCCUUUUACUAUGAUGAAUUUACCCAAAUUAUCAUAUGGGUAAAAACUUAAACUAAAGUAAUAAUUGAUGAUGUUUUAUUAAUUUUAAAAAUAAUAAAAUUAAAAUUCUACUAAAAGCAAUUUUUUAAUAGUUUUUCCAGUUUAUAUUUAAAAAUACAAUAUGGCUGAAGGUGGUUUUGAUCCUUGUGAAUGUAUAUGGAGUCAUGAACAAGCUAUGCAACGGUUAAUAUCAUUGGUAAGGUCUUUGUUAGUUCCAGGACCUCAGAAUGUACAACCACACAGUGGAGAUUUUAACUUUUUGCUUUUUCUCAUGGGAUGGAUGGUACUGGCAUUGGCAUUGUAUUUUCUUCGACCAAAAUCUUUGAAAAAUAGAGGCGAUACGAAACCUUCUAAUCAGGUAUGAAUUAUAUAUAUAUAUAUAUAUAAAUGUAUUAA